AUUCUCCUGCUGAGGACGGAGCUUCCCAGGAAUUCGAAUCGCAGGUCCGUUGCGAGAGGGAGGACAUCGCAUCGAGCUCUCCUUUGUGCGCAUGGCGUCUCGAACCCUAACCAGCAAUCUGAUUUCUCUCCUAAAUCUCAACAAAUUUCUUCCAAACACGAAACAUCACUUUCAGAACAGUUCGUUCUUGCGGAGUUAUCUAGCAUCCUCCCAAUCGAUCUUAAACCCCCAAAACGUACCUCUUCUGCCCUAAAACCCGCACUGCAACCCCAGCUACCGAUUCCCAGCGAUUGCUUUCUCUUGCCCGAUGAGAAGCUGCGAGGAAUCUUCCUCCAGAAAUUUACAGGUAAAUUCGCUUUAGAGUCCGCCCUUUCAGAUUCCGGCAUCAAUUUGACGCCGGAAAUCUUUUCAAAUGUGCUGAACAAGGGCAACAUGAGCGGGUCGGCUAUGGUUUCUUUCUUCAAUUGGGCGAUGCGGCAUUCAGAUUUACCCAAGAACGCCGAAACCUAUAACGUGAUUCUCAAAGCACUCGGCAAAAGGAAAUUUCUCGAGUUCAUGGUAGAAAUCUCUCUCGGAAUGAAGAAGGAUGGGGUGAAACCUGAUUUAGAAACUGUAGAAAUCAUCAUCAACAGCUUUGUGAGAGCUCGCCAGGUUUCAAAAGCGGUUGAUUUUUUCAAAAAGGUAGAUGAGAUUGGCGCUGAUCGUGAUACUAAAACACUUAACAUUCUCCUGAAAUGUCUCUGUAGCAGGUCUCAUGUUAGAGUUGCUAGUUCAUUGUUGAACUCCAUGAAAGGGGAAAUACCGUUUAAUGAACAGACUUACAAUGAAAUCAUAGCUGGGUGGGCUAAAUUCGGUAAAGUAGAUAAAGUGGAGAAAUACUGGACGGCAAUGGCGGCUGAUAACUUUAAUCCUGAUUCUCAAACGUUCUCCCACCUUAUAGAGGCAUUAGGAAGAGCUGGGAGGAUAAGCGAUGCGGCUGAAACCUUUGAGAAGAUGGAGGAAAAGGGAUUCAUUCCAGAUACCUCUGCAUACAACGCCAUGAUUUCGAACUCCAUUUCUGUAGGAGAUAUAGAGGAAGCAGUUAACCACUACAAGAAAAUGUCUGACAGGAAAUGUUCUCCUGACAUUGAAACUUACAACAAACUGAUAAAAGCCUUUCUGAAAGCCAGGAGAGUGGCAGAUGCACUUGAACUGUUUGAUGAAAUGCUCAAACGAGAAACCAUCCCUAGUGCUGCAAUGAUUGCUUCCUUUAUUGCAACUCUCUGCAGCUUCGGGCCACCACAUGCCGCCAUGAUGAUCUAUAAAAGCGCCAUGAAAUCAGGGUGCAGAGUUUCUUUGAAGGCCUAUAAGCUCUUGUUUAUGAGGCUAUCAAGGUGUGGCAAAGGAGGGAUGUUGCUGAAGCUUUGGGAGGAAAUGCAGGAGAGUGGCUAUAGUUUGGAUGGUGAGGUUUAUGAUCAUAUUGUUAAUGGACUCUGCAAUGUAGGGCAGGUGGAGACUGCUGUACUUGUUAUAAAUGAAGCAUUAAGACAUGGGGUUUGUCCGGGGAGGAUUGUUUAUAGCAAACUUAAUAACAAGUUGUUGGCAAUGAAGAAAGUUGAGACUGCAUACAAGCUCUUUGUAAAGGUCAAAGAGGCACGGAACAGCGAUAACUUGCGGAGUUAUUGGCGUUCGAAGGGAUGGCAUUUUUAAGCUCGGGCUUCUUUGGGCAAGUUAGUGAUUAGGGUUGAAUGAUAUGUUGUUGA
Phalaenopsis equestris is the source of this 1742-nucleotide messenger RNA. RefSeq names its product putative pentatricopeptide repeat-containing protein At5g43820. The record is from RefSeq and is a predicted model, not a curated record. The transcript is spliced from 2 exons. The annotation marks the transcript as partial. Gene Ontology annotation, molecular function: protein binding. Lineage: Eukaryota; Viridiplantae; Streptophyta; Magnoliopsida; Asparagales; Orchidaceae.